GUUAUAACCAGUUAUAGCCCUGCCACUGCGAUGCAUUCUUCUGAUCCCCGUUACCGCCACAAUAUUCGCCCUGUCUAGGAUUCAGGCGGAUAUCAUCGGAAUUUCAAGUCUAAAAAGACGUGCAUGACCCUGUUCAAGUUCUCUUGACGCACAUACGACUUGCAUCCUUCUCUUCCCUCUCUGAUCUGCUUCUGAAUUUUCCACUGGAACUGCUAUGACGAGUGCGAUCGCUAUCUCUCACGGGCCCGCUCUAGUCGGGGUUUUCGUGAGCUGCAUGCUCUAUGGGUCUAUGGUCACUCAGGUAUAUUAUUACUCGACGCGAUUCCGAAGCGAUCCAACUUGGAUGAGAUGCUUUGUGUACUUUCUGUUCAUAAUGGACAGCAUCAGUACCAUAUUCGCAAUUUGGUGGAUCUAUGAUCUCGUCGUUAACAACUUUGGCAACAUAGCAGCCUUUGGCGUUACGAAUUGGCUCUUCAUAAUGGACCCCAUGUGCAUCGCUAUCAUAGCUACUGCUUGCCAGCUGUUCUUUGCUAGGCGGGUCAAGAUUCUUACAGGAAAGGUAUGGCUCGGAGCAUUGGUAGCAGCCUCUUCGAUAACAUGUGGACUGUGCACCCUUGGAACGGUCAUUGGCUUGACAAUGGUCACAUCGAUGGCUGAGUUCCACAGACUAGAUCCCAUCAUCUACCCGUGGCUUGUUUCUAGCGCUUUCGUCGAUGUCAUGACAGCACUGAUCCUGACCCAUCAUCUUCGUAAACAUUUCGGUGGCUUCCGUCGGACAGAAAUGCUGGUGAAUAAAUUGGUUCGGUUGACCAUCGCCAAUGGCCUGUUUACUGCAUUGUCUGCAUUGAUGGAGUUCAUCCUAUUCAUCGCAUCGCCUAACACUGGAGUCCAUAUAUUGUUCAGUUUUCUCAUUCCAAAAUUGUACACUAACUCUGUGCUGUCGAGCCUCAACCAACGGCCAUCCGAGUCUGGAUCAGAAGUCUAUACGUCGUCCAAGUCUGGUCCAACAGUUCCUCCGACGAACAUCCAAUUAAGAUCCACAAACAUGAGGCGUGUACGUAGAUUAUAUGGUUACCAUUCUACAUGCUUCGAGUUUAACGCCUCGCAUACAGGAUGCUCAAGAUGUACGUCCCAACCCCGCCUUGAGAAUGAUGGCACUAACUUCAGUUUCACUAGCCUAACCUGGUCAUUACUAUCGAUACCGAUACACAUCAAGUCGUUGAUAUGCCAUCAAAGUCAAGCCCCGAUUGGGACCACACUAGUUCUAAAGACACCGAUGCAAAGGCCGUUUAACGUAGUGUUCCUGUUUCCGGCCCUGCUCGAGUUGGUCACGUACUAUUCAGAUUAUUCGUUACUACUGUCAUAAAAUUAUCACUGUGGGCUGGAAAUAUUAGAAGCCUCCAUCGGUCCUAUAUCCCGAGAGUAUUUGUCGACUUCAAAUAUCGAGUAUUCGUUGAUCAUCCCAUCAAUGCAUAAUUAAAAAUAUAGAAC
This is a messenger RNA of Desarmillaria tabescens, 1491 nucleotides long. RefSeq lists its product as uncharacterized. The coding region runs from base 215 to 1366 and encodes 383 amino acids. The transcript is spliced from 21 exons. Lineage: Eukaryota; Fungi; Basidiomycota; Agaricomycetes; Agaricales; Physalacriaceae. The record is from RefSeq and is a predicted model, not a curated record.